Molecule: messenger RNA, 2447 nt
Organism: Cornus florida
Lineage: Eukaryota; Viridiplantae; Streptophyta; Magnoliopsida; Cornales; Cornaceae
Product: pentatricopeptide repeat-containing protein At3g09650, chloroplastic
Exons: 1
Coding region: 103-2334 (743 amino acids)
Molecular function (GO): protein binding
Source: RefSeq, a predicted model, not a curated record
AAGAAAAAAUAUACUGUACUAGUAGUAUUCCAUCUCCUCUCUCUCUCUCUCUCUCUCUCUUCCAAAUUUGAACUAAUUCCCCAGUUUACGGAUGGACCAACUAUGAACACUACACCACCACCUUCAUCAUCAUCAUCAACAGCAGCAGCAGCUUCAAUCCAAUUCCCACUAACACUCGCUCUCACCCUCCACUGGGUCUCACCACCACCACCAGCUCUCUUCACCACCACCACCUCCAAAUCCAAGUUCCCAUUUCGGCCGCAAGCUACCAUCAACAACACCAACUCCUCCAAUCUCUCUCUCGCCACCGACAAAAGCAACAAUCCACCACCCAAUUCCGAAGACCAAACGCUCCUAACACUUCUCCGCCAAAGAAAAACCGAGGAGGCCUGGUUAAUCUACACCCAAUGCUCACACCUCCCAAACCCCACCUGCCUUAGCCGAUUAGUCUCCCAAUUAUCAUAUCAGAAUACCAAUUUGAGCCUCACUCGCGCCCAGUCCAUCAUCCAACGGCUGCGCCAUGAGCGCCAGCUUCACUGCCUCGAUGCCAACUCCCUCGGCCUCCUCGCCGUCGCAGCUGCCAAGGCCGGUCAAACCCUCUACGCCACCUCCAUCAUUAAGUCCAUGCUCAAAUCCGGUUAUCUCCCCCAUGUCAAGGCGUGGAGCGCCGUCGUGAGCCGCCUCGCAAACGACAGCCCCGCCGAGGCAAUAAAACUGUUUAGUUCCGUGGUCCGACGGGUCCGCCGGUUUUCGGACCCGUCGAUGGUCUCGGAUUCGCGGCCGGACACGGGUGCGUACAAUGCAGUGCUCAAUGCGUGUGCCAAUAUUGGCGACACCAAGAAGUUCUUGAAGGUGUUCGAUGAAAUGCCUGAGAGUGGUUGUGAGCCAGAUGUCUUGACUUACAAUGUGAUGAUCAAGUUGUGUGCGAGAGCUGAUAGAAAAGACUUGCUUGUAUACGUACUGGAAAGAAUCAUUGAAAAGGGUAUUCAAUUGUGUAUGACAACAUUACAUUCACUUGUUGCGGCUUAUGUUGGUUUUGAUGAUAUAGAAACUGCAGAGAAAAUAGUUCAAGCGAUGAGGGAAGGACGGCAAGAUCUGUGCAAGAUCCUAAGAGACUCAAAUGAGGAAAACCUUAGUGAAUAUGAGAAAGAUGUGUUUGAGAAAUUGCUUCCUAAUUCGAUAAACCCGAAUGAUUACGAACCACCUUUGUUACCCAAAGUCUAUGCUCCUAAUACUAGAAUGUACACAACCUUAAUGAAGGGUUAUAUGAAGGAAGCUCGUGUUAGUGACACGGUGAGAAUGCUAGAGGCAAUGCGCCAUCAGGAAGAUAGUGCCAGCCACCCUGACCAUGUCAGCUACACAACUGUUAUAUCAGCGUUUGUGAAGGUGGGCUCGAUGGACAGGGCACGACAGGUGCUAGCUGAGAUGACUCGAAUUGGUGUUCCUGCUAAUCGUGUCACUUACAAUAUUCUCUUAAAAGGGUAUUGCCAGCAGCUACAGAUAGAGAAGGCGAAGGAGUUGAUGCAGGAGAUGGUCGAUGAUGCAGGGAUUGAGCCUGAUGUUGUUUCUUACAAUACUUUGAUGGAUGGAUGUGUACUUGUUGAUGACAGUGCAGGGGUUCUUACCUAUUUCAAUGAGAUGCGUGCGAGAGGCAUUUCUCCUACCAAGAUCAGUUACACCACUUUGAUGAAAGCUUUUGCCUUGUCUGGUCAACCAAAGCUCGCUAACAAGGUCUUCGAGGAGAUGCUCAAUGACCCACGAGUGAAGGUUGAUUUGGUUGCUUGGAAUAUGUUGGUUGAAGGGUAUUGCAGACUGGGAUUGGUUGAAGAAGCAAAGAACAUAGUCCAGAGGAUGAGAGAGAAUGGGUUCUACCCGAAUGUGGCUACUUAUGGCAGUCUUGCUAAUGGGAUUGCAUUGGCUAGAAAGCCAGGAGAAGCGCUUUUGCUUUGGAAUGAAGUAAAAGAGAGGUUUAGUAGGGAAAAUGAAGGAGGGGGUUCUUCGACUCUCCCACCAUUGAAGCCCGACGAAGGGCUCUUAGAUACUCUGGCUGAUAUCUGUGUGAGGGCUGCUUUCUUUAGGAAGGCUUUGGAGAUUGUGUCUUGCAUGGAAGAAAAUGGUAUACCUCCAAAUAAGACCAAAUAUACCAGAAUAUAUGUGGAGAUGCAUUCAAGGAUGUUUACUAGUAAGCAUGCCUCGAGAGCAAGGCAGGACAGAAGGAUUGAGAGGAAGAGAGCAGCAGAGGCAUUCAAGUUUUGGCUGGGACUGCCCAAUUCUUACUAUGGGAGUGAGUGGCGGCUUGAACCCGGAGAUGAUUAUGCUUCUGAUUCUGUUUAACCACCAUUUAUUUCAUAAUCUAGAACUCUAGGCUACAAAGGUGGAUCUGAAUAUUGUAAAGCUGUAAUUUAAAUUUCAAGUAUAAUAUAUGAAGUGGUUUCUUUGGAGUAAAA